Molecule: messenger RNA, 499 nt
Organism: Stegodyphus dumicola
Lineage: Eukaryota; Metazoa; Arthropoda; Arachnida; Araneae; Eresidae
Gene: Prp6
Product: pre-mRNA processing factor 6
Biological process (GO): spliceosomal tri-snRNP complex assembly; mRNA splicing, via spliceosome
Cellular component (GO): catalytic step 2 spliceosome; U4/U6 x U5 tri-snRNP complex
Molecular function (GO): protein binding
Source: RefSeq, a predicted model, not a curated record
UCCGAGCCGUAAACGUGGAUUUUUAGUGCAUGUAAUUCAAGACAUGGCUACAGCAGCACCCAGUACAUUAGUCAGUCAGAAGAAGAAACACUUUAUUGGUGUUCCUGCACCACUAGGAUAUGUUGCAGGUGUUGGUAGAGGCGCUACUGGCUUUACAACCCGUUCUGAUAUUGGUCCUGCUCGAGAUGCUAGUGAUGUUCCAGAUGAUCGACAUGCACCUCCAAAUAAAAGAAAAAAAAUGCAACAGAAAGAUGAAGAGGAUGACGAUGAUGAAGAUUUAAAUGACUCAAACUAUGAUGAGUUUGCUGGGUAUGGUGGUAGUUUGUUUAGCAAAGAUCCAUAUGAUAAAGAUGAUGAAGAAGCUGAUGCUAUAUAUGAAGCUAUUGACAAACGAAUGGAUCAAAAAAGAAAAGAAUACAGAGAAAUGAAGCUCAAGAUAGAACUUGAAAAAUAUCGUCAGGAGAGGCCUAAAAUUCAGAUGCAAUUUUCUGACCUUAAG